Brassicogethes aeneus is the source of this 390-nucleotide messenger RNA. Lineage: Eukaryota; Metazoa; Arthropoda; Insecta; Coleoptera; Nitidulidae. The record is from the annotation of a GenBank genome assembly.
AUGGAUCAAGAUGCCUUGGUUUCGGCAACCAAUCUGAAGAUGCGUUUGGACAAGCCUUCGGGAAAAGCGAGUUUCGGCGGAAUUAACUUGGUGUUUUGUGUGGUGUGUUUGGUGUGUGCGUUCACGAGUGUUUACAACGGGUGGCGGGAAAAUAGUCUCCGCGACAGGGUGGACUUUCUGGAAAGAAAAGUCCGAGACCUCCAAACAAUCACUGUCGGAAAUGUGGACGUGUUAAUGGAGCGCAUCCGCACGGAAUCUCUAACCCACUUGAAGAAGAGAAUUGUCAGGGAUUUGUACUCCAGGUCCGAUUCUUAUGAUGAGGAUGAUUCCAUUAGGGCUACGAGGGAAGCGCCCGAAUGUAUUUGUCCACCAGCACUUUUGGGCAGGUAA